Molecule: messenger RNA, 510 nt
Organism: Alternaria alternata
Lineage: Eukaryota; Fungi; Ascomycota; Dothideomycetes; Pleosporales; Pleosporaceae
Exons: 1
Coding region: 49-216 (55 amino acids)
Source: RefSeq, a predicted model, not a curated record
GAGCUCUGAGGAGAUUGUGUGGGAUUUUAUUGAGGUACAACAUUAGGAAUGAUGAUAGUUACUGAGGCGGACAAUUUUGAAGGAAACGUACGCUAUGCUGGAAAACAUUACGCUAGUACAGCUACCCCUUUGUUGGUGGUGAAGCAGGUGUUGACCUUUGUCAUCGUGCACUACAGUGUUGUGCAUGACAUCCUAAACCGCAAAUUCUAUGGGUAAUCAAUUCUUAUUGCAGCUUCGGUGUGCCUCCUUAGUAUAUGAUACCCAGUCGUACCAACCCCCGGUUCUUUCUAGUUAGGUAAUCGUGUACCCUACCUCAGAGCGCGUUCGUACAAUGCGAGUCAGGUGCUGAUUCAACUGUGAGUUGUGCCAUCCUCGCAAGGACAAAGCACGGCAACUGAUCGGACGAAGGGCGAUUGAGGGAUGCGACACCUGAUCGCAAAGUUUUGGAAUGGUUACGAUGUUCAUGUUACUGCAGUUGAGGCAAAACGUAAAUGCGAGUCCAAGUACGUC